Molecule: messenger RNA, 1689 nt
Organism: Zymoseptoria tritici IPO323
Lineage: Eukaryota; Fungi; Ascomycota; Dothideomycetes; Mycosphaerellales; Mycosphaerellaceae
Exons: 5
Coding region: 195-1595 (466 amino acids)
Biological process (GO): amino acid transmembrane transport
Cellular component (GO): vacuolar membrane
Molecular function (GO): amino acid transmembrane transporter activity
Source: RefSeq, a predicted model, not a curated record
CACUUUCCUCCAGUUCACUGUAUCGAGAACUUGUCGUUCUUGACAACUGAUCUCAGUCCUUCGGCUCUUCUCAACGACUUGCAGCGUCCGGUCGCGACUUGGGAUCCAUAGUUCUUGGGCGGUGAACAGAACGCUCGAGAAGUAGAAGCACACCAUUUAGGCAGACCCACAAUAGAGAUAGCAGAUCAGCCACGAUGCAGGACGACUACAAGGACUCCAUCGAUGGAAAACCGUCCAUCGAUCGAAAUGGCAGCGCCUACGCCGACCCCGAGAAAGCAGGCCACGUCGAGGAGACCGCCCGUCGAAGCAGCAAGUAUGACACCGGCGACCCUUUUGGCGACGAGACCGACGCAGAAGUCAAAUACCGCACCCUGGAAUGGUGGCAAGCAAGCAUGAUCAUGAUCGCAGAAACGAUUUCCCUCGGGAUCCUCUCAUUGCCCUCAGUUCUCGGGUCAAUUGGCAUGGUCCCCGGCGUGAUCUUGAUCCUCGGACUUGGAAUCGUGGCCACGUACACAGGCUACAUCUUCGGGCAAUUCAAGAACGCCUAUCCACAUGUCCACAACAUGGCGGAUGCGGGAGAGGUGCUCAUGGGUCGAUUCGGCAAAGAGCUCUUCGGCGCCGCGCAGGUCAUCUUCCUGAUCUUUACGAUGGGGAGUCACAUCUUGACUUUCACGAUUGCGUUCAAUGCCAUUACUGGACAUGCGGCGUGUACCAUUGUCUGGGGCGUGAUCGGCACGAUUAUUCUCUUUCUUUUCACGAUCCCGAGAACGCUGAAGAACAUUGCGCAUUUCUCGAUCGUUUCCGCAAUUUCAAUCGUAGCCGCCGUGGUAAUAACCAUGGUAGGCGUCGGCAUCGAGCGUCCCGACCCCAACGUGCAAGCCACCACGAAAGUCGCCUUUGCCCCAGCAUUCCUCUCAGUCACGAACAUCAUCUUUGCCUUCGCCGGCCACUUGGCGUUCUUCUCUUUCAUCAGCGAGAUGAAGAAGCCGCAGGACUUCCCGAAAGCUCUCGUCUUGCUCCAAGCGACGGACAUUGGCUUGUACCUCAUCGCUGCGAUUGUGAUUUAUCGCUAUGCUGGACCCGAGGUGGCGUCGCCGGCGUUGGGCUCGACGAAUGAUACGGUGAAGAGGGUGGCGUAUGGGAUUGCGUUGCCGACGAUCGUUAUCGCCGGCGUGAUUUACGCUCACGUCGCAGCCAAGUACAUCUACGUCCGCAUCUUCCGUGGAACCAAGCACAUGUCUUCUCGCUCGUGGUUUGCAGUCGGCAGCUGGCUUGGGAUAAUCGGAGCGCUGUGGAUCGUAGCCUUUAUCAUCGCUGAAAGCAUUCCGACUUUCAACGACUUGCUCGGUCUGAUCUCCUCGCUCUUUGCAUCGUGGUUCACAUACGGUAUCGCCGGAUCAAUGUGGCUGUUCCUCAACUAUGGACAGUGGUUCAAGAAUUGGAGGAAGACCUCCCUGUUCGUGCUCAACAUUAUGAUCUUCUGCUUGGGAGCGACGAUUUGUGGCGUGGGUUUGUAUGCCAGCGGCAAGUCGAUUCAUGACAGCGCGGGUAGCGGUGCGAGCUGGAGCUGUGCAGACAACUCGACUCCUGAAUGAGAUCGCGACAGAGUUGAUCUUUGCCGCGCGCUCGUCUAUGUCUAUGAGCCUUCUACUUCCUGUCUAAUGAUAUGUCCAUAAUGACUUGGGACGA